AUGAAUGUGCCUAAUCGAGCUUCUGUGCUAGUCGUUGGAGGGGGACCAGGUGGCUCGUACGCAGCUUGUGUACUUGCCCAGAAAGGUGUUGAUGUUUUUGGGGCUACGUUCAAGAUUACAGAGGAGAAGCCGUCAUAUACCGACUUCUCCGCCACAUUAGGACCAGGUGGCCACUCAUGGAAUGUUAUUCGUGCGGAAUCAGAUGAGAUGAUCUUUCGCCACGCCACCCGUUGCGGAGUGAAGACAUUCAAGGGCACCAAGGUUGAAUCGCUUUCAUUCGAGCCUUUCGCUGAUGCCAAGUUCUCGCCUGUAGACUACAUGGCAAACCCCGGACGUCAGGUCUCCGCGACUUGGUCACGAAAGGAUGGUACAACGGGAGCAAUCGCUUUUGACUACCUCAUAGAUGCCAGCGGUCGUUACGGGUUGAUGAGUAACAAGUAUCUUCACAAUCGUCGCUUCAACCAAGGCCUCAAGAACAUCGCCAACUGGACAUACUGGAAAGACGCCAAGAGAUAUGAUGAGGGCGGUCGGACUGAGAACUCUCCGCUAUUCGAAGGUCUAUCAGAUGCGAGCGGCUGGGCGUGGGCAAUUCCUCUACAUGACGGUACCUUGUCGUGUGGGAUUGUGGUCUAUCAGGAGAGGUUCUUCGAGAAGAAGAAAGCUUCUGGAUUGGAUGGUCUCGCAUUCUACAAGGACUAUCUCAAGCUCGCACCACAGAUUAGUGAUCUACUUCAUGAUGCAAGUGUCAUGGCAAACUUGCGGCGGGACUCCGACUGGUCCUAUGGUGCUUCAGCGUAUGCUGGUCCAGGUUUUCGAAUCGUCGGUGAUGCUGGCUGUUUCGUCGACCCUUAUUUCUCCUCUGGCGUACAUCUCGCUUUAACGUCUGGCCUUUCAGCCGCCGCAACAAUCCAAGCAUCAAGACGAAAACAAUGCGAUGAGUUUGCGGCCGCAAAGUGGCACGAUACCAAAGUGUCAGAGUCGUAUACACGCUGGCUACUGUUCGUCAUGACGUUCAUGCGACAGUUAAGGAUGAAGCAAGCCUCCUUUGUCCAGAGCGGCAAAGACUCGAGCUUCGACACGGCUUUCAGGGCAAUCUUGUCCGUAAUCCAAGGCACGGUAGAUAUGGAAUCAGAGGACGCGGCCACCCAGACCCAAGUGGCAACGUCAGUCGACCUGGCAUUAGAACACAUGCAAGCUACCCCUGAAGCUGUCACCGCGAAGAUCACACAGGCGCAGGACAAACUGGCAAUGCUCGAAACGUUGACACCCGAGGAAGUUGCCAUUCUGAACAAGCUGAUCAAGCGCACGUUGCAGCACGAGAAGAGCGAUCUCAAACUCAUGAAUUUCGUCGGCCACGUUGUCGAAGGGCUGUCGGCUAGACUGAUUCAGGGAGAUCUAGGCUUGAUGAAAUGCGAGACGACUUGUUAA
Molecule: messenger RNA, 1428 nt
Organism: Zasmidium cellare ATCC 36951
Lineage: Eukaryota; Fungi; Ascomycota; Dothideomycetes; Mycosphaerellales; Mycosphaerellaceae
Exons: 3
Coding region: 1-1428 (475 amino acids)
Molecular function (GO): monooxygenase activity
Source: RefSeq, a predicted model, not a curated record